GAUGUUUUAAUCGAUGUUUUCAUCGAUGUUCCACCUCUAUCGCAAAUAAAAAAUUGCAAAUAAAAUUGCGAAAAGCAGAUUGUUGUUUAAAAGUUAAACAAAUGCGCUUAAUAAUAACAACGGGAUAAAUGCAAAGGCGAAACUGAACCCCACGCACACUAGCGUAAGUGUGUGUGUGUGAACGGCAAAUUGCAAAGUGCAAAUUGCGAACUGCGGAGUUACCCCCCUGCCCCUCUGGAAAUCCCGUGGAAAACCAGUGGCCAACUGAAGCGGGUCUUCAGCAUCCCCUAGGAAUAGCAGGUAUCUAAUCCCAACUGACCACCUGGAUGCCCGGCUUCCACCUCAAUGAGAUGGGUGAAAUGGUCCUGGACGCCAUCGACGACAUCGGCGUGGUGGAUGUGUACGAUCUGGCCUCCGAUAUUGGCAAGGAGUACGAGCGGAUCAUGGAUCGCUUCGGCACGGAUGCAGUCAGCGGGCUGAUGCCCAAGAUAAUCAACACGCUGGAGCUCCUCGAGGCGCUGGCCACCAAGAAUGAGCGCGAGAACGCGACCAUCCAGGAGCUGCGCGACAAGGUGGCCCAGCUGGAGAGCGAGAAGCUGGAGAAGGCCGAGUUCCGGCGGCGAUUCGACAAGGAGCUGGAGCUCAUCGAGGAGCAGUGGCGGAGUGAGACCAACGAGCUGGUCGAUCUGGUGUCCUCGCUGCAGGACGAGAACAAGCGGCUGGUGAAGCAAACGCAGGACCUGCAGUCGUCCUCGGCCCAGAGUUCUGGGCUGGGCGCCAGCCUCACCGAGAGCAUCAUCAGCAUGACCAACCACGAGCUGCACGGCGCCCUCUCGGACACCCAGGUGCUGCAGCGCCUCAAGGAGCAGAUAUACAAGCAGCGCGACGAGCUGAAGCACCGCGAACGGGAGCUGCAGGACAAGUACAGCGAGCUGGAGCACCUCACUAUCCAAGCGGAACGCCUAAAGGCCUCGGAGCGGGACACUCGGAGGCGCCACAAGCUGAUGCAGGCCCAGGUGAAGACGCUGUGCGAGGAGCGCGCCGACUUUCUGGCCCAACUGCAGGACCAGAGCCGCGAGAUCAACCAGCUGCGCAAGCGCUUGGGCCUGGCCGAAAAGGAGAACGAGGAUCUGGUGGCCUCCUACGAUGAUGGCCAAAACGACCCGAAUCGGCCGCGCUACACGACGCGCGAGCUCAAGGAGCUGAUCAGCGAACGGGACGAGCUGCUGACCACCAUCGACGGGCUCAACGAGCAGCUGGCCGAGCUGAAGCCGCCCAAGGCCAAGGCCAAGCGGCAGCGCAACUUCUCCAGCUCCGACGACAGCGACGAGGAGGAAGACCACGGUCAUGUGGCGGACAACGAUGACGACGAGGAGGAGGUGGAUGUGGAGGCUCCCGUGGACGAGUUGGAGCCGCCAGCAGCCGGAGAAACGCCGCCUGGUCACGAUGCGCCUGUGCAGGGACCGCUGCCCUACGAACCGGACGAUGCGCCCUGGAAGAAGAGCUCCGAGUCGGGAAUACGCAAGUUCUUCCGGAAACUGUUCUCGGACCCCUCGGACGGCAACAACACAUUCCCGAAACGUUCCUUGGCCACGCUCUCCAAGAUGGCGCUGUCGGCCACGCCCGGUUCCGUUUCCGCCUCCGCAGCGGCGAAGUAAGCGCCCCCUUAAAGCAUCCGAGUUGGCGUGCAUUUCACAUUUUUCGUUUGUUUUUUCUGUUUUCUGUUUUUCCGUUUCCGUUCCGUUACGUUCCGUUUGCACUGCUCCCCUACUGCAUCUUGCAUCUUUAUUUCCACAUUUCUACAUUUCCAAAUAUUAUUUAUUUAUUUAUUUAUUACGUUUAUGUUUAGUUUAGGCAACAGCCUGUAUUUGACCCUGUCCCUCGCCAUUCACCUGCUCCGCUUGAGCUGUACAUACAUAGUUUACACACUCGAUUGCUGUGCCCUCGUACUUCUAAGUUGUUAUGCGAUCUUUUUUACGUAACCCGUAACUCGUAACCCGUAACUUUACUGGAUAUAUUUUAUAUAUCGUUUGUACCUUCGAUUUAUAUUCUAACUUUAUUCUAACGACUACCAUCUAAGACUCCAAACAUACCACACAGCCCAUACAAAUGCAAGAACAAGAACAAGAA
Drosophila takahashii is the source of this 2130-nucleotide messenger RNA. NCBI's taxonomy places the organism in Eukaryota, Metazoa, Arthropoda, Insecta, Diptera, Drosophilidae. The record is from RefSeq and is a predicted model, not a curated record.